Molecule: messenger RNA, 831 nt
Organism: Haliaeetus leucocephalus (bald eagle)
Lineage: Eukaryota; Metazoa; Chordata; Aves; Accipitriformes; Accipitridae
Product: chromosome unknown open reading frame, human C1orf216
Exons: 1
Coding region: 1-831 (276 amino acids)
Source: RefSeq, a predicted model, not a curated record
AUGUUUGCCGUCUGCGCGCCGGACACCCCGUUCCGGCAGGGCCGGGGGGGCCUGGUGCUGGGCACGGCUGUCCCGGGGGCCGGGCACGGGCAGGACUCCAACUCCAACUUCGUGGGAGAGGUGUGUGACAGCAAUGAGAACUGGAGCCGGCCAGCACCGGGGUCCCCGCCGGAGGAGGGCUCCAGCCGGAGCGAAAACACGACAAAUCCGUCCGAUAAUCUGCUGUUAUUAAUGCAGAGACAGAUGGUCCAGGGCCAGCUUAGGGACGCCGUCCCGAGCCUGGGCGCCGCGCGGCCGCGUCCCCCCGAGCCGGGGGUGCGCAGCCCCCCCGAGGGAGCGGAGGUCGGCGGGGCGGGGGGCCAAAACGCCGCCGCCGAGGAGCCGGCUGGGGGAUGUGGCAAGCCCCCGAGCUCCCCUGCGGAGGACAACGGCUACACCAGCAGCUCCCUCAGCAUCGACAGCCCCGACAGCACCUGCGGGAGCUCCUGGGACCCUCCUGCCGCUGCCCCCCUCCCUGGGAGCCCACCCCAGCCAGGGGCGGCCGAGCCCGAGCCGGGGACCCUCUUCCCGGCACUGGCAGAGGCCGUGCAGCACCUCCAGGACAAGGAACGCUUCAAGGAGCGGGAGAAGGAGAAGCACCACAUCCAGCUGGUGAUGUACCGGCGCCUGGCCCUGCUGCGUUGGAUCCACGGCCUCCAGCAGAAAGUGGUGGACCAGCAGAACCGGCUGCAGGAGAGUUUCGACACCAUCCUGGACAACCGCAAGGAGCUCAUCCGCUGCAUGCAGCGCGGCCCGGCGUGCCCCGCUGGCGCGGCCGCCCCCAGCCCCUGA